AUGAGUAGGAAGCAUAGAGGGAAGGGGGAGGUAUCGAAUGGUGUAACAGACAUUUGGAAGAAUAUAUGGAAAUUGAACAUUCCUGGAGUAGUGAAGAUGUUUGUAUGGAAAGCACUGAAUAAUUGCUUACCAACAAAGUGGAAUCUGGCUUGCAGGAAGGUUAUUAGGGAUUAUCUCUGUCCAAUAUGCAAAUUACAGAAGGAAACAGUUACACAUGCUCUAUGGAGUUGUGGUGGGGCUAUGGAUGUAUGGGCAGACAAAGCAAGCCCAGUGCAGAAGUGGGCAUCUACUGAAAGAGAUAUGCAAGAGUUAUGGGUAGACUGGCAAGCUGCAGCCAGUUUAUCUGAGUUUCAGCAAGCUCAAAAACAGAAUGCAAGGUGCCAAAUGGUUGGAACAAGGCAAAGAGACCUGUGUCGAUGGACAGCUCCUGCAACUGGCCAAAUAAAAGCAAAUUGGGAUGCAACAUUAAAAAUAGAAAAAGGGAGAAUGGGAGCAGGUGUAGUGAUAAGAAAUGAGAAUGGGGACCUUAUGGUAUCUGUGUGCUCUCAAAAGCAGAAUGUAUGUAGCUCUUUGGUAGCUGAGCUUCAAGCAUUAUGGUGUGCAUUGCGGAUUUGUGCAGGUCUAAAUUUGACAGAGGUAGUUUUUGAAGGAGAUGCAUUGAACAUAGUUAAGGCUGUUAAUAAUCCUGAGACUAAUUGGGAAUGGCAUGGUCAGCUGGUAGAAGAUGUUAAGGAUAUAUUGAAGAACAGGCCAAUGUGGAAGGUUAUACAUACAUAUAGAGAAUGUAACAGAGUAGCUCAUUUUCUUGCAAAAUUCUCCUUAACUGUAAAUGGGGAACAAAUAUGGAUAGAGGAGGGUCCUGCAGGUAUUCAAUACUAUGUAAUGAAGGACAAAACUAUAACGAAUACAGAUGAAUGA
Messenger RNA from Carya illinoinensis, 918 nucleotides. RefSeq lists its product as uncharacterized. Bases 1 to 918 code for a protein of 305 amino acids. Gene Ontology annotation, molecular function: nucleic acid binding; RNA-DNA hybrid ribonuclease activity. The transcript is spliced from 2 exons. NCBI's taxonomy places the organism in Eukaryota, Viridiplantae, Streptophyta, Magnoliopsida, Fagales, Juglandaceae. The record is from RefSeq and is a predicted model, not a curated record.